Messenger RNA from Clonostachys solani, 372 nucleotides. Lineage: Eukaryota; Fungi; Ascomycota; Sordariomycetes; Hypocreales; Bionectriaceae. The record is from the annotation of a GenBank genome assembly.
AUGGCGGCCGGUCUCAACAUCGCCUCUCGAGGCAACCGGGCACUCUCGAGCACCAGCUCUAAGCUGCUGGACAUGCCACAGUCAGUCCGUCAGAGCCCGCGCGCAGCAAGUGUCGUUCGAGUGGUGCUCUGUCCCAGCAAGCCCUUCCUGCCUUGCCUAGCCUCGAGCAGCUCGGUACUACAACCGAGCAGGGCACUUGUUCCGAUCUCGGAUGAAGCCGACCUGGAUGGGCCGGGCCUGGCACAAGCCGUCGUCUUCCUCCGAACCAUCCCAUCCAGCAUCCAACCCCCAAAACUGCGCUCCCCAUCAUGCCACAAGCGAUAUCAUGAUCGCCUGGCAUCCCCCGGCAUCUACCCGGGGCCCGGGGGGUGA